Molecule: messenger RNA, 2359 nt
Organism: Hemiscyllium ocellatum (epaulette shark)
Lineage: Eukaryota; Metazoa; Chordata; Chondrichthyes; Orectolobiformes; Hemiscylliidae
Gene: slc35c1
Product: solute carrier family 35 member C1
Exons: 3
Coding region: 70-1170 (366 amino acids)
Biological process (GO): protein O-linked glycosylation via fucose; GDP-fucose import into Golgi lumen
Cellular component (GO): Golgi apparatus
Molecular function (GO): antiporter activity
Source: RefSeq, a predicted model, not a curated record
ACCCGGAAAUGCAGCGUACGCGAGUCCAAUAAGCGCCUUGUUAUCCGUUUUGCCGGGUUGGCUCUUUGAAUGUGUGUUCAUUAUUUGCCUUCUCUCUUUCAUCGGACUCCGCUGAGACGCUCGAAUAUCCUCAAAAUGGCGUUGUCCAACUUGGAGCAGGGCAGUUACGAGACUUUUGUAACGAAAGCAGUGAGAAUUGCCUGUGUGGUGGCUAUGUACUGGUUUACAUCGAUUACGAUGGUCUUCUUAAACAAAUACUUGUUGGGCAGCCCGGAUCUGAAACUGGACGCGCCGCUAUUUGUCACUUUUUUCCAGUGUUUGGUGACAGUGUUACUUUGCUGGCUGCUGAAUCUGCUUAGCGCCUUGUGCCCAAGUGUGGUGGAGUUUCCUUCAAUUGGGUUCGACCCCAAGAUUUCAAGAGGGGUUCUUCCUUUGUCCCUAGUCUUUAUCGGAAUGAUCACUUUCAACAAUCUGUGCCUCAAAUACGUCGGAGUGGCGUUCUACAAUGUUGGGCGUUCUUUGACUACUGUGUUCAAUGUCCUGCUGUCCUAUGUGAUACUGAAACAAACUACAUCACUCAGAGCCAUAUUGUGUUGUGGGGUCAUUAUAGGUGGUUUUUGCCUGGGAUUAAAUCAGGAAGGUGCAACAGGCAGUCUGUCCUGGGCUGGAGUAAUGUUUGGUGUGAUUGCCAGUUUGUGUGUGUCCCUGAAUGCCAUAUACACAAAGAAGGUAUUGCCAGCUGUAGACGGCAGCAUCUGGAAAUUAACCUACUACAACAAUGUCAACGCCUGUAUCCUCUUUAUUCCAUUAAUUACAAUCAGUGGGGAACUGAAAACAUUGUAUCUCUUUGACAAAAUAAGCAGCACUAACUUUUGGGGUGUAAUGAUCUUGGGUGGUAUGUUUGGUUUUGCUAUUGGAUACGUCACAGGACUGCAGAUUAAAUUCACCAGUCCCUUGACGCACAAUGUCUCUGGUACUGCUAAAGCAUGUGCACAAACUGUUCUGGCAGUGUUCUACUAUGAAGAACUAAAGACCUUUCUCUGGUGGACUAGUAACAUACUGGUCCUUUUUGGAUCCUUUGCAUAUACCUGGGUAAAGGGAUUAGAGAUGAAGAAAGUGCAAGAUGAAACGGUGAACAGAAAUCGUGAGAAGAAUGAAACUGGAGUCUAAAAUAUGGAUAUUCGGUUACACUUUGUCUACAGUGGAAGCUUGAUUGUCUGCCAUAAUGGAGGAGAGUCUGGGUGGUCAGAGAAUGGAAAGUGGCAAAUAUUCAAAGUUGCAUAAUAAUCAUUUUUUGGAGCACUCCUUCCUCACUUAAUGUGAGCUGACCUCUUCCAAAUUCUUCUCUCUGCUGCCAAUGACCAGAAGUAGACACUAACAGCAUCAUGUGCUCCAUUGGAGCAACCACUUCAACCUCCACAGUGCCAAUAUUAACAACUUGGAAGAGAAUGGAAAGUUGGCUUAUUUAACUGUACUGUUGAAAUACCACUCAUUGAAUGGUUGAUGAUUGUCCUUCAGGAACUGGAUUUGUCAGCAGAUGCACUAACACACCACUGCUGCUGUACAAGUUCAUAAUUAUUUCUUGAAAUCCUUGUGGGUAAAAGGAAUUGUACUAUGUAUUAGAAAAACUCCAGGAAAUACUUUUUCAUACAAAAUAUUGUUCAUUGGCUAUUGGUCUACAGCAUUUGUUCAUUUAGCGUUUUCAAAAAUUGAUUGUCUCUGACUGGUACACUCCCAAGGAACUCUUGUAAAAGUUGUAACUGCUUUUCGUCUCAUUCAGUGUUUUAUGUGGAAAGUCUUCAUCCCAUACACUGCAUAUACUCCUCUAAUGCCCCCUUAAAUGCAGCUAUAUUAUUUGCUUAAGCCACUCCUUGUGAUAACAAGUUCUAAUUUCUGUUCAUAAAGAUGUUCCUAUUUGAUGUCUUGGUAACCUUUUAAUACUAAUGAUGUCUAAUUUUGUUCUUUCACAUAACUAGAAACAAUAUGUAACAUGUUCAAUGUAACAUUCGGAGUGUUCUGUGGUGAUGGUAGGGGUUUCAAUAGCAGUUUAAAAAUUGGAAGAGGCACAGGGUGAUCAAAACUUCUUUUUAUUGUUUGAGAUGUAUAUUUUUAGACAUUUGUCAGGAUAAAGAGCAUCUUAAUUAUUGAAAAUUUUGCCUGAGGUAAUUUGAUUGUAAAAAUUAUUUUAUUUUUUCACUUUAAAUGUAAACACAUUGUGGCUGGGUGAAAAGUACUGUUUGACUGUUUUGGGGGUUUUCUGUAAGUACUGUGCAAUGGGUCUGAACCUGCCAAUUAAAAUACUGUAUAUCUAAAACAUCUUUGAUACUCUGAAAAUAAAUAAAAUCUUUUUAAUCACCAA